GUGACACGACAAGCGAUGGAGCAGACGGGCUCCCUUGGAGACGUUGCCGAGCGGGACAGCUUCGUUCGUGAUGAAUACGCUGCGUGUCAGCAUCAACAAAAAAAAGAACGCUUCAGUCUGUGCAAUACGCUCAAAUCGGUAAUAUGCGGCCAGUUGGCAUCUGUGCUGGUUUGUGGGACGGCGUACUGUCUGCAAGAUAUCAAGUCCGUCCACCGUUCGCGGGAUGCAGCGAAGGACAGCAGCAGUGGCCUCAGCAGCCUUUCCGAAGCAGGAACUGACACCAGCGGGGGCGGGGGAUUGGCAGUUGGAGCUGGAAGUGGAAGCAUCACCAGCUUAUCCGCAACGCUUGUGUUUCCUACGUACGUGAUUAUGUUCCUUAUUUUUAUUCCGUUUUUGGCCUGUCGACGAGGGGAGAACUCGCUACUCAACGUGAUGCGAGGUCGAGGUGUCAAAUAUUUUGUAGUAGCAGCAAUAGAUGUCGAGGCCAACUAUCUCAUCCUUCACGCCUACAAAUAUACGACUCUGCCCAGCGUACAGAUGUUAGAUUGUUUUAGCAUCCCAAUUGUGCUGGCAUUAUCAUGGCUAUUUCUAAAGGUUCGCUACAAAAUUGUCCAUAUAAGCGGUGUCGGGAUCUGUCUGUUGGGUAUCGGCUCGCUUGUAUGGAGCAACGUCCUAGAGUACAACAAUACGACUCCACAGAAUCGUCUGUUUGGAGAUAUGCUGUGCCUAUCUGCAGGGGCGCUUUACGGCGUUUCAAAUGUCCUGCAGGAGUUUACGGUUAAAGCAUUCUCAGGAAGUGUAGAAUUUCUUGCCAUGAUUGGCCUCUUUGCAAGUGCGAUAAGUGGGAUACAGAUGGCAAUUUUGGAAUUGGAUGCGGUACAGAUAGCGCUUUCGCUACCGCCACCCCAACAGCUGCCACUGAUUGGAUUCUGUUUUUGUCAGACUCUGAUGUAUCUGUUUGCUGCUAUUGUUAUUGCCAAUUCGUCUGCUACAGCGCUCAACCUUUCCCUAUUAUCCGCCGACGGGCUGUCACUUCUCGGUUAUUACUACAUACUCAAUAAGACCUUUGGGCUGCAUUAUCUCUACGUCGUAUCUCUGUCAUUGGUGCUAACAGGCGUCAUCCUGUUCAAUGUGGCGCCUACACCCCUUGGCUGUCUUGUAAAUAUCCGUUUGGCCAACCAGCAUCUGCAUUCACGGCUCAGCGUGGCCGUCCAACUAGACCCAGACAACGCGGGCGAAUCAGAAACCCUUCAACCAGCAGACAGCUGUGACCAAAGUUUAGCCAAUGGCAAGCAUCACCAGCAUCAUUAUCCGAAUCAUCCUCGGCCACUUCAGUAUGGACAGCAUUAUCAUCUUCACCUGCAUCACCAUCAGAGCGCGGCCGAUACUAUUCCAUGCGGCCGUGUAGCCGAUUACGACCUGCUCAGAUAGUACCGCGCAACCCCAUCCACCGUCGUUGAUCAGCAAUCGCUUGGCCACCUGCGAAUCAACCAAAAUCAACUCUUCCAUCAUCAGCCAGAGCAACAGCAGCAGCAGCAGCAUCAAUGCUCUUAUCCGUAUCAGUAUCAACAGCAUUCGCGUUCUCAUCAUCCUCUAUAUGCCCAUGGCUUUGUCAUUUUACGCGGGGAUGGGAAGGUCAUUUCGACGACGUCAACGACAGGAACAACAGCAGCUGCCGCAACGACGACAGUGAGGACAAACUCAACAGGCGCGUCCGUAGUCUCGAUGACAAAGACAACUGCGGAUAGCAGCUGCAGCAAUAGCAACACUAAUCGAUGCUUCGGUAUAUCGGCGACCCGUAGCGUUAGUGUAUGACAUUCAGUAAUUUCACAACAGUUGACCAACCACAAGAGGACAACAAAAAAAGAAAGGAACAAAAUAUAUAGACGAGAUUUUCUCUUAAUAAUCAUCGUUAGUUCAUUUUCCGUAAAACUCGAUAUGAUCGAGUUCUUUUGUGGUAAGCACGUUAGCUUUAUAUGACGCGGACCCCUUCCAUUCCGGCCUUUGUGAACAAGUCCGUGUGCACUCGGCGCACUUCGUUGCUCAGUGAGGUUUCUUGUGGAAGCAACGGGGGCAGGCGAGACAGAAAGUUAAUGCUCGUUUUUCGAUACUCGAGGUGACAAAAAAACAGCUGUGAAAAUAAAAAAAAAGCCGGAUGCGACCUUAAGGUCGACGACAGAAAGGCUAGGUCAAAUGUAAGAUGGUCAUUUUUCAGUUCAACGGCUCUCAUUGAUAAUGCUCUCUAUAAUAAUUCAGCGCACAUUGCCAGCCAUAACCGUAACGAUAUGAGGAACUGAUUGAUUUCGCGGUUGUUGAAAUCGAUCAUGCAGUGAUUUGCCACUGGAUUCGUUCGUAUCGCGCAUAUCUGUGUGUAGUGGCGUUUUUCUACCGGAGGCAAAAUAUUACACAAUACGUAUAGUCAUGACAGAAAAAUGGUUGAAAUUUUCAAGGGUUGGCAUAAUCCCGAAAAGCUGAUGGGCACAAUCCUCCGCCUUCUGCGCCAAAAGGCCGUGGCGGUAAGUAUUAAUUAUUCGGUAAUUAUAAGAUGAUGUCGUCGUAGGUUAGAAAAUUUGUCACGAUUAAUUAACAACGAGAAUUACAUUAAUAUAAUAGAGUAUUGUGACACCAGAUUCACACAAAAUGUUCAUGUGAUAUAUGACGAUAGGGGCAACACGAAGCGUACGCUAUGACAGAGGCGGUCGCACCGGCUGGCUGACUUCCGGUGCGCCCCCUUUUUCGCGCUGGAAGUCGAACGUACGACAAAUAAUAACGAAAUAAAAUUAUGCGUUUUCCGCAUAACGUAACAAGGGCUCAAAAAGUGAUGAUGGCGUGCGGUGAUAAUCUCCACCAUGAAUGAAAAAAAAAACUAUUAUAUAUUAAGUAAUAACUAAUUAAGGUUAACUAAUAUACAAAGCAAUUUAUAUCACUCCGUAAGCAGAAAGAAAGGGCAAGAUGACUAAUUUUAAAGAUUGUAUAAAUUACCAAAACGGUAAUGCCGUAAUGGUAAAAAAACAAAGACGAUUGCCGCAAAAAGCCAAUAGAAAAUAGCUAAAAUAAAACACAUAAGCUUGGCCAAAACGUUAAGGACGGCCAGACAGAAUAGAUGCUUACUUUUCGUGCUCUUGGUUCUGGGUUGUCAGCACAACGAGAUGAUACUAAACUAUCUAAUAGGAAAAUGACGACCCGUUUGUUGAAACAAGAAAGAAACCACAUAGACGACAAAAUAACGCUAGCUUGUCUGGGAAUCAGCGUAACAGCUGGCAUAUAUUCUUAAUAUGAACAAACAAAAGCUCCUAGCGAUUGAUGACUAUUGAAUGUAUGACUGAGCGCUAAUGCUGAUAAGGAAAAGAAUACCAAAAAGGCAGACGGAGAAACGUAUGAAUGUGAUGCUUCAUAAUGAAGUGUAUUACGGAUGAAUAAAUUUUCUUA
Varroa destructor (honeybee mite) is the source of this 3429-nucleotide messenger RNA. Its product is annotated as queuine/queuosine transporter SLC35F2-like. Gene Ontology annotation, cellular component: membrane. Gene Ontology annotation, molecular function: transmembrane transporter activity. Gene Ontology annotation, biological process: transmembrane transport. Lineage: Eukaryota; Metazoa; Arthropoda; Arachnida; Mesostigmata; Varroidae. The record is from RefSeq and is a predicted model, not a curated record.